UUUUCAUCCGCCCGGCAAUUUUUUGCGAAUUUGAUAGAGAAAAUCCAUAGAAACAUUAAUGCGGGGCAUCAAGAGGCAUUUUUGAAGUAAGAUAUUUACGAUAUUUUUCUCGCUUUUCCCUUAAAAUGGAUAAAAAAAUCCAUCAUUCGAAGCAAAGCUUAGACCUUGAAGCCGUGCGACGCCAUUGAUAACCUGAACGCUCCGACAAACGAGCGUCGCACGUUGUUGCGGGACACAGGGAAGUUCCGUUUGGCGAACUCGGCAGCGGUACUGUCCCUCCCCCAUUCGUUCUCAUGACUGGGUCGUCGACUGGGAGCACGGAGGAGAUGAGAGUCAGUACAACCAUGGCUUGAGAUCGAUGGUGAACGAAGCAAGCAGAGUUUGAGCAGUCUUUACUGGUUUCCAGGUUUGACUGUUUGUCCAAACAUAGGCGACACCAUGCAAGUCACCUCUCUGUCGUUGCCUCCCUUGCGGUUUCAAGUUGUUCAAUCAAAGAUCAAGGAUAAAAGUCGGAAACACAAGAGCGAUCACUCUUCCAGUUAUGGAGUAUCAAGAAAAUCACCUAAAGGAACCCUCCCAGUUAAACGCGGUCGAAAUACUAUAAAACCGUUUUCUGAGGAGGAUGUAUUCCCUUCUUCGUUACCGCUGCACACAAGAAACCCCCAUGCGAUUUACAAAGACAUCCAAAGAUUUGCAAGACAAAACAAGCUCAAAGAAGCGCUCACCAUCUUGGAUUACAUGGACCAACAAGGCAUUCCCAUCAAUGUCACCACUUUCUCUUCCCUUAUUGCUACUUGUGUUCGAUCAAAAUCUUUAGCUGAAGGAAAGCAGAUUCAUGCCCAUAUUAGAAUAAAUGGGCUUGACAGCAAUGAAUUCUUGAGAACAAAACUUGUGAACAUGUACACAUCUUGUGGUUCUAUUGAAGAUGCAAAAAUGAUUUUUGACACGUGCUCCAGCAAGACUGUUUAUCCAUACAAUGCGUUGAUCAGAGGUGCUGUUAUUUCUGGAAGGCGGCGGUAUCUUGAUGUCAUCUCUACUUUCUCGGAGAUGCGGGAAAUAGGUGUCGAGUGCAAUGAAUAUACUUUUUCAUCCAUGAUAAAAAGUUUUGCUGGUGCAUCAGCUCUUAGACAGGGUUUGAGAACUCAUGCUCUUCUAAUAAAGAAUGGUUUUAUAGAUAGUAGCCUUUUGAGGACAAGUUUGAUUGAUAUGUACUUUAAAUGUGGCAAAGUUAAGUUGGCUCGCCAAGUAUUUGAAGAGAUUGAUGAGAGAGAUGUUGUUGUAUGGGGGGCAAUGAUUGCAGGUUUUGCACAUAACAGAUUGCAAAUGGAAGCCAUAGAGUAUACGAAAAUCAUGAUUCGUGAAGGGAUUACUCCAAAUUCAGUUAUAUUGACAACAAUUCUGCCUGUGAUUGGGGUGUUACAAGCAAGACUAUUGGGCCAGGAGGUUCAUGCCUAUGUGCUGAAGACAAGGAGUUAUUCGAAGCAACUGUUCAUACAAUCUGGAUUGAUUGAUAUGUAUUGCAAGUGUGGUGACAUGGGAUCUGGAAGACAGGUUUUUUAUGGUUCACCAGAGAGAAAUGCUGUUUCUUGGACAGCUCUAAUGUCAGGAUAUAUCUCAAACGGGAGGCUCGAGCAGGCCUUGAGAUCAAUUGUGUGGAUGCAGCAAGAAGGUUGCAGGCCUGAUAUUGUCACAAUUGCCACUGUUUUGCCAGUUUGUGCCCAGUUAAAGAACUUAAAACAUGGAAAGGAGAUUCAUGCUUAUGCUGCGAAGAAUGGAUUUGUCAACAAUGUGUCUGUGACUACUUCCUUGAUUGUGAUGUACUCAAAAUGCGGAAUCUUGAAUUAUUCAUUCAAGUUAUUUGAAGGCAUGCCACAGAGAAAUGUGAUCUCCUGGACAGCAAUGAUUGACUCAUGUGCAGAGAGUGGGUUUCUCUAUGAGGCUUUGGAUGUGUUUAGAGCUAUGCAGUUGUCGAAGCAUAGGCCAGACUCCGUUGCAUUGGCAAGGGUGUUGAAUGUUUGUGCCCAACUUAGAGAUUUGAAACUCGGGAAGGAGGUCCAUGGACAGGUUUUGAAGAAAAAAUUUGAGAUGAUCCCUUUCAUUUCUUCAGAAAUAAUGAAAAUGUACGGAAGUUGCCAAUCAGUUCUUACUGCAAAGUCCAUAUUUAGUUCAAUCCCUGUCAAGGGUUCAAUGACUUGGACUGCCAUCAUUGAGGCAUAUGGAAUUAAUCACAUGUAUCGAGAUGCAAUUAAUCUUUUUGACCAGAUGAUAUCUGAGGGUUUCACUCCAAAUGAGUUCACUUUCUGGGCAGUACUACAUAUAUGCAACCAAGCUGGAUUUGCAGAUGAUGCUUACCGAAUCUUUAACCAAAUGUCUGUGGACCAUAAAAUGAGGGCAUCUGGAGAAUCUUACUCUUUAGUAAUUGGACUUCUUGAACGUGAGGGUCGUUUAGAGGAAUCUCAGAAGCUUAAAUGGAUGAGCACUUCAUUGUCAUGAUAUGAAGCUAAUUAACAUAAGCUAUAUAGAGAAGAAGUAGAAGGAACAAUGCAUGUCCUGUUGUUUCUCUCUAUGAAUUUUUCAAUUGGCUACCAACAAUUUAUUGUUGUAAAUUUGUAUACCCUUUGUAUGGUUUUAUUGCGAUGCAGUGCAAAGAUUGUAUACUACAUGGCACUUGCCGUGCAAAUAUUUGAAAGUUAUUUUGUACAGGCAGAUGUUCUGGCAGCUGCUUUGUCAAACUACAUCAUGAUGGUUAUAGAGGAAAUAUAUUAGAAUAUAUUGAAAAUCCUGAAAGUCAUUGUCUAUUCGACUUACUUGUGCAUGGCCUGAUUAUGUAAGAAUGGAAAGAUUGAUAGUGUACGUCAUGAAAACUAGAUAUUGCUUUAAUUUCAUUUUCCUGUGGAUACUAGCAAUCCUUUCUGUUUUCAUUUUCUUUUUCCUUCUUUAUGAUGAUGGUAUUGCAGCAGUAUACUUAGUAUCAUGGGAUUUAUCAUGGAUUUAAUUCCUUCUGCUUCCUAAUUCUGAGGAUAAAAAGAACAGUACUGACAUCUCCUUUUCUUUAUAACCACUGAGUAUUAGGACUUGAUUUAACAAUUUAAACUGUCGGAGUGCAUGGUUCUGGUCCCUUCUUUUUGGUUUUCUGCUGUCAUUAUCCUCAUAUUCUUAUUUAGUGAAUUCCAGUUUGAUUGCUUUUUUGUCAAUGAUCAAGGGAUCACUUGCUUUGGAGUAGGCUUUGCCUAGCUCAACAGGUAGCAGUGGUGGAGAAGACAACUUUUGUGCAGUUGUCCAGAAGAAGCUAAAUCAAUAAGGGAGGCAGGUGUGUCGAAAAUGCUGAGACACAUAAAAGGAGCAGUUAGUCAUGAUUAAAAAGUUUGAUGUAGUGCAGCCAGCACUUUUCUAUUAGAAGAUGUUGUGAAUUAGUUUAAUCUAUGUAGGUCAAUGGAAGAUCUUCUUCGCAUUUUACUCAGUUGACAGUGGGACUAAGUCAAUAGAAUAUGUAGUUGCAGUAUCCUCAUUAAGAAUCUAACAGACAAUUGACGUCAAUGCUUUUAUUGAAUUGCUUUAUUCCUUUGUCUGCUCUCAGGUAUGUCUACUAAAGAAGCUUAUAUGCUGGGCAAGGAUGAAUUGCCUCCAUACAGUUCAAGGAUGUUGCUGACAGUUCAAGCAUACCAAAAAGCAAAUUUCAAGUUUAGCUAAUGUGAUCUUCAGUUCGUCUACCUAUUAUUAUUGAAAGAUUGAUCUUACUAAUAUAUUUCAUGUCAUGCCCAUUCAUACUUGAAUGACAAAUGGUUUUGAUAGUUGAAUACUUUACACAUGUUAGCAUCUUUCUGAAAGGUGUCAUGACAGGUUAAAGAGGUAAUGAUCUUACUAAAUGCGAGUAGCAUAUUUAUCUAUCUUUUUCCUACCAAAAGCGAGGGACCGAAUAUUCAUGUUAAAAUUCAUCAAAUUGUGUCAGGUCUCUGGUAUGUAUCUAUGUUUCAGCUUUUAUCUAUUUGAAGAUGUUGUAGAGUCAGUGUACGAGUGAUAGGGCUGAACCAAUUUACCAAACGAGCUUUUGAUUGCAAAACAAGGACAAUGUUUUGUCCUACCUUGUUUUUGAAACGAGGUCAUCUUUGUUGUGGCUACACAGACUUUUGUGAACCCAUAUUCUCAACUGGCACAAUUGUAUAUGAAUUUCAUGCAAUGGUGUAAAGUGCUCUCUGAAUGAAAUGAAGUUAAUCCCAAUUUAUUUGCCACAAAGGUAGGUGGAAUCACUAUAAGUACAUGGAUUUGGAGGACUUAGGCCAUUAGAAUUGAGAUCUGAGAAGGUCCUGUCAGUUGACUGUCUUCUUCUAUUGUCAUGACUGUCUUCUUCUACCGUCAUGAUAGUUUGUGACCGUGUUUAUUGUCGGGAUUAACUGUGCAUCCUCUAAGGUGCAUCUCCAGUGGUUCUCAUUCUCAAUUUUUCUCGAGAUUUUCUUUUCCAAAGAAAGCAAUCUAAUCUUGAUUUGCUACAAUCAGGAUAUUGACAACGAGCGGGACUCGAUGGUGCAAGGGUACAGAGAAUUUCAUGCUCUUGGGUGCAUUUAAAAUGCUAGUUUUAAUAGGAUGUCAGACUUGCAUCAUGAUUGCAAGUGUUCAAUUCCAGUCUUAGCAGGCACCAUUGUUUCUGAUUGUGACCUGCAAGAUCAGACCACUUUAUGUUGUCCUUAGUUCUUCAACUUGUUGCUGUCUUUUUGUUAGCCCAAAAGUUUUCUUUUUCUUUUGAGAAGUGGGGAAAGCCACAUCUUGCUGGCUUUCCCUACUGUUCUGAUGGUAUGGGCAACAAAAAGGUUGAGAAAUGUGUGCCAAAAUUUUUAAUCGAUGAAGUCACAGUUUCUGGGUGGAGUAUCUGCCCUUGCUCUUGGACUGCUGACAAACUUGGCCUUCGUAAGUAGUAAUCUUUAAUGCUGAAGUGCAUCAUUCUUACAAUUACUAUUCUUUUUCUCUUUUGGUGUGAUUACUAUUGCUACUUCACAUGCUGUCAUGUUUCAUCUUUCCAGGCAAUUUAAAGGGAUUCUUCCUAUGCAAGCAAGGUGAAGAAAGUUUAGUUGGAGGUGCUAUCUUUGUGUUGGGUAAUGUAAAUACUGCUGCAAAAGCAAACAAAAGCUUUCUUCUUUGAUCUGAUGAAAGUAGAAACUGUCAUUGGCCUC
Molecule: messenger RNA, 5165 nt
Organism: Eucalyptus grandis
Lineage: Eukaryota; Viridiplantae; Streptophyta; Magnoliopsida; Myrtales; Myrtaceae
Product: pentatricopeptide repeat-containing protein At1g71460, chloroplastic
Exons: 2
Coding region: 439-2493 (684 amino acids)
Biological process (GO): RNA modification
Molecular function (GO): protein binding; RNA binding
Source: RefSeq, a predicted model, not a curated record